Pecten maximus is the source of this 2134-nucleotide messenger RNA. Its product is annotated as nucleoside diphosphate kinase 7-like. The transcript is spliced from 9 exons. Gene Ontology annotation, cellular component: centrosome. The coding region runs from base 107 to 1243 and encodes 378 amino acids. The record is from RefSeq and is a predicted model, not a curated record. Gene Ontology annotation, biological process: GTP biosynthetic process; CTP biosynthetic process; UTP biosynthetic process. Lineage: Eukaryota; Metazoa; Mollusca; Bivalvia; Pectinida; Pectinidae. Gene Ontology annotation, molecular function: nucleoside diphosphate kinase activity; ATP binding.
CUAGUGAACAGACUUGUUGCCAACAACAACACCAGGCAUUGGAGGGGUAUCGAUGAGGUUGCUUUGAACGGUUAUUUUGUGAAGUACAACAGUGAAUGAAACGAACAUGAGUGAAGGAUGUGAAGACAGAUACUGCUUCAUUGCAGAGUGGUAUGACCCACACGCUGCUUUUAAACGCAGAUACCAGUUCAUGUACUACGUAAAGGACAAUACAGUAGAGAUGUUUGACGUUAAGAACCACAGGGUGUUUCUGAAAAGAACUAAGAGGGAUGAUCUGCGACUUGAGGACCUCUACAUCAACAGUACUGUCAAUGUUUUAAGCAGACAGCUCAAUUUUGUAGACUAUGGAGAUGAGUUUACUAGGAGGAAACUAGCCAACAAAAAAGAGAGGACACUGGGCUUAAUCAAGCCAGACGCUGUACCAAAAAUGGGCCAAGUUCUGGAUCUACUUUUUAAGAAUGGUUUUCUGAUUGCCAACAUGAAGAUGUGUCAGCUGAGUCGGAAUGAAGCUCUGGAAUUCUAUAAAGAACAUCAAGGAAAAACAUAUUUUGACACACUGUUGAGCUGCAUAACAAGCGGACCAAUUAUAGCUAUUGAGUUGAUGGGCCCAGACUGUGUAUCACAAUGGACAAACCUCCUGGGACCCACAGAUCCAGCUGCUGCCAGGGAACAGGCACCAAACUCAAUAAGGGCCCGGUUUGGGACAGAUGUUAUAAGGAAUGCCUGUCAUGGUUCGGACAGCAUAGGUUCUGCUGCAAGAGAAAUUGAAUUUUUCUUCCCCUCAAAUGGCAGCCCAGUGCAACGAAACACGGCUAAACUCUCAGAGUGCACAUGCUGUGUUAUCAAGCCACAUGCAGUCAAGUCAGGAGCUGCUGGUGAUAUCAUCAGCAAGGUGAUGGAAGCUGGGUUUGAGAUCUCCAUGCUACAGGUGUUCCAUAUGGAGAAGGCCAAUGCGGAGGAAUUUUUUGAGGUGUACAAGGGUGUUGUCCAGGAAUAUGGUGCCAUGGUCAAUGAGCUUACAUCUGGACCUUGCAUCGCAUUAGAGAUUCGUGCCAAAGAUGCACCUAGAGCUUUCAGGGAGAUGGUGGGCCCAGCAGACCCAGAAAUUGCUCGCCAUUUGCGACCCAGGACACUGCGGGCAAAGUUUGGAAUUGACAAAAUUCAGAAUGCUGUCCACUGUACAGACUUACCAGAAGAUGGAGAGCUAGAGGUUGAGUAUUUCUUCAGAAUCUUGGGUCGUUGAUUUGGAGAAAAACAGAUCGAGCAACUAGAUAUUUCCAUACCAUAUUACAUCGGACUAAGACUUGAAAAAAACAUUAUACUAAGUCUGAAGUGUUGCUGUUGAAGCAUAAAUACAUGUGAUUUUUCAGACUGCUAUAGACCUUUUUGUCCAUUGGUAAUGCCCUGGUCAUAUAGAGGAACCAACAAUCCUAUUGUGGAUGAUAACUGUCAUGAGUGAUAGAAACUGUGGAAUUCGUGAACCAAGUGUUGAAGGAGGGCAACUUUGCAGAGUUUGGGAACUUAGCAUACAUUUUUUUGAUACUGAAGACAUUUUACAUUGUAAAGCAUUAAUUCUAGAAUAUCUAUGUAUAUAAUCAUCUAAUAAAAUAUGUCAUUAAUGUAGUACAUUAUUUAACUGUCUCAUAUUUAUGAUUGCAUGUUUCUUUGGUCCAUUUUAUGGGAUGAUUAAUUGAGAUGCUCAUGAUACAAAUUCAAGCAGUUAAUGUUAAAUUUCUUUCAAGAGCAACUCAAUUCAUCAUGUAAUGAAAUUACCGAAGCAACAUUCAAUUCUUUUUAUUCCAGUUAAGAGUUAAAAAAUUGUGCAAGUCUAAUGGUUUGUGUAAAAAAAAUAUGCCGUCAUUAGAGAAUAACCAAACAGUAAGUUUGCAGCAGAUUUACCAUAAAAAAUAUUAAAAUAGGAUGAUUGAAUUAAAAUAUCUAUUUUGUCUUUGAACUUGAAAAAAUAUUAUAAAAACGCUCCCUGACUGCGCAGAAUAAUGACGAGACAGAAAUGUGUUCUUCAGUUGUGUCCCGCUUCUAUAUUCGAAUUGAACAGCCAUCUUUACAAAAUAUGUUACAGAGCUGGUUGUGACCCUUGAUAUGAACUCUACAGCUGAUUAAAAGUGAACCUUCA